UCAUUCGCUCGCCCUUCGUCCAGGUCAUGCUAAUUUCUUGCACGAUGAAUCUCGAUGAUUAAAAUUCGAUAUUCGGACAGUCGGCUACAUUUUCGUUUCCGAAACCAUGGUCAUACCACCGUUUCUUCGAUGGGUAUCUUCGGUAAUUUUAUGCACCCGCCAAAUGGUCCAGAGAUCCCUUAAAUUCGCGUAGAACGAUAUUUCUGUUUCCCCGAUGUUAUCGAGACACAACGAAGCGAACAUCUAUACCCGUACGGCAUUUCAUGUACGCUCACACUCUUGAAAGAAUUCACAAUUAUAUGGGCAUUCUAUUAUUUGGACUUUUAUUUGUAAUGAACCUCUAUUUUCAUUUUAUGGAAAGCUGUGGAAAGCUUUUUGGGACCGACUACGUAUAUUUUGAAACAUCUUCCACAUCUCCCUACCAAAUAAGAAGGAUAGAAGAAUUAAAUAAGACCGCAAGUGGAAAUGUUGAAGCAAAAGUAAUGUGCUUCUUCAGGCGGAGGGAUUUACCUUCUACUUUAAUAAUGCUUGCUGAUAAACAUCAAUGUAAGUAAAAUCUACCAUGUUCUGUAAAAAAAAUUUCCAUUUUCUUUAUAAUAUUACAAUUCCAGUUGUCAGAGGUACAUUGGCAUUGUUCAUUUCAAUAACCAACAAAAACUUAAUAAGAUUUCUUUAACUUUUUAAUUGAAUGGCAUCACUUAGUUCACUUAAAUCAGGAAAAUAUUUGAAAAAAAUGCGUUAACUAUUUUCAAUUAUGUUCACACAGUUGUAUAGUAACAUUCAUACAAUGAACAUAAUAAUUGUGGAUUUUUAUGCAUUUAUAAUAUACAUACAUAUUAUGCAGUCAAAAUGUAUAAUAAUGUUAAAAAAAAAAGGUUUUGUGUUAUUUGAAACUUAAUAGUAUCUUUCAUGGCUUAAAUGAAUUUCUGAUUGAUCUUGAUUUCUGUGGAAUAAUUUAUAAAAAUUUAUAAAUCGUAUAAACAUCCACAGUAUAAUAAUGAAAGUACGAGAGCAAUAUAAUUUAUGUUGCUUCACGCUGUCCUACGGAUCGAUAGUCAUCCCCGAAUGAAGAAAAUUGAAACAGUUCUCUCGCGCGCGCCAUAUAAGAUCAUUUCAAUGGUUCGCGGUUGAAUUUCUUACUAA
This is a messenger RNA of Nomia melanderi (Alkali bee), 1143 nucleotides long. Lineage: Eukaryota; Metazoa; Arthropoda; Insecta; Hymenoptera; Halictidae. The record is from RefSeq and is a predicted model, not a curated record.